Bombus huntii is the source of this 1706-nucleotide messenger RNA. Its product is annotated as venom serine protease Bi-VSP-like. Gene Ontology annotation, molecular function: serine-type endopeptidase activity. The record is from RefSeq and is a predicted model, not a curated record. The transcript is spliced from 4 exons. NCBI's taxonomy places the organism in Eukaryota, Metazoa, Arthropoda, Insecta, Hymenoptera, Apidae. Bases 377 to 757 code for a protein of 126 amino acids. Gene Ontology annotation, biological process: proteolysis.
GACAGUGUCAUCCGGACAGCUACAGUUCAGACGGCAAAGAGCAUUUUGGAUCGGGGCGUCAAAAGGCUUGUCCCACUGCCAAUUCAACCCGAUCUCGAGAAACCCGAACAACUAGCCACCGAGACGAAAUAAGAUGGGAACUUCAACCACACCUCGCUAGUUUGAUCGGUACCCUCUCAACGGGGGGAGAAUGUUACGCCAUGCGGCUUACCAUAGGUCAUAUUCUUAACUAUCGAUCGCGGCACUAUAAUGUCGCAGACGGAUCGUCGCGUCUGCCCGGCAAACAAACAUUGUAGUGGCAAGCGCAUGGUUCAUUAAGCAGGGCGACUUCCAGAAACGUCGACUCGCGGCCCGUAUUUUACCUCGCAGUAAAAGAAUGUGGCGUGAUCCGAACGUAGUGGGGGUCGCCUUCCAGAAAAAACGAAAAAAAUCGAAAGGCGUUCAGAACUUUUCGAGAAGUCGAACCGUCAACACAUGUGGCGCUUGGCCAUGGAUCGCUGCAUUAGGUUUUCGUAAUCCCCGAAACCCAGACAAACCACUAUGGAAGUGCGGAGGUUCCCUGAUAUCGGCUAGGCAUGUUUUGACCGCAGCACAUUGUGCACAUAUGGAUGGAAUAGAAAACAUACACAAUCAUAAUAUUGCCAUUCUUAGAUUGGUGGAGGAGGUGCCAUUUUCGAGGUACGUAUAUCCCAUUUGUACGAAAGAGCCCCUACGAAAGAGCAACUUCGUCGGCUAUAACCCCCUUGUUACUGGAUGAGGAGCGUUAAGAUAUAGUAAGUGAUAUCAAUUUUAUAAUAAAAUUAAACAGUUCCAGUCUUAAAUAUCUUUCUUAUUUUCUUCGUAGGACGACCACGACCUAAUGCAUUAAUGGAAGUACAAAUGCCAGUGAUUAAGAACGCCGAAUGCAAAAUAGCUUAUUCCAAAUUUCCUAAUGCACCUGAUAUCACUGAUGGUAUAAUAUGCGCCGAACAUGCUCAGGGUGGAGAGGAUUCUUGUACGGCUGACCGCGGCGGACCACUGCUGAUACAACAUGAAUUAACCUCGUAUUUAAUAGGUAUUGUGUCUUAUGCUUAUAAGUGCGGCACAGCUGGGUAUCCCAGCGUUUACACUAGGGUCACAUCGUACCUUGACUUCAUUCUCCAAGCGAUGCAAUAAUAUGAUAUUACUGUUCCAUAAAUAUCAUUGUGUAAAAAACGUAAAGUUGGAUUUUCUUAUUGUGGAGAUAAGAAACAGCUCAAAUUUACAUUGUUUUGUACGUUACAAAUUAUAGGCUUAAAAUGUACGAAAUGUAACUUUGAAACGACACUAAUUUUUUACGCACGAUAAACCUCCACGACUUAGGUAUGUAAAGAUGAUAAACGUAUAUUAAUUCUAUAAAUUUGGUAAUAAUAAACCAACUUUCUGAGAAGUUCUGUAAAUUUCGUUUCUGUUGUAUCAAGAGAAUAAUGGAAUAUUCCACUUAGAUCGUAUACUUCUUGUACGUACGUACAAAAUUUUCCGGCUAAUCUAAAACACUUCAUAAGAUAGAGAGCUUCUGGAAAUUCGGACACAGAGAGUGCAUAAAAUACAAGAUAAGUCUCGUGUCUUUCAAAAUUAUUUUUUAUUCGCUAAAAACGUCCUGUGUACUCAUGCAAUCACAUGCAACCUCGAAACUUCACUUAUUUUUUAUCACUUUCCAAUUCAAUACACAGUUUCAGCAUUUUUGA